CGCUCAGCUGUGGCCACAGCUAACCAACUUUCAGUCAUGAAGCUCUUGGUGUUUGUGAUCCUUGCGGCUGCCGCUUGCGCUUCUGAGAUUGAGAAGCGAGAUGCGGAGCCCAGUUACGUGACGAGCAAUUACGGUAGUGCUUACCCUGCAUACAUUCACCGUUACCACAAUGGAAAGAGGUCUGCCGAACCAGAGCCUGAACCAUCAUACCAAAUUUAUUCCUCCGGCCUUCGAAAUGGUUAUGACCACCAUUACUACAAGAGGUCUGCCGAACCAGAACCUGAACCAACUUAUCCUGUCUACUACGCUCCCAGUCACAGUUAUGGCCGCCAUUUCUACAAGAGGUCUGCCGAACCAGAGCCGGAACCAUCGUAUCCUGUCUUCUACGCUCCCCGUGACAGUUAUGGUCCCCAUUUUUACAAGAGGUCUGCUGAUCCUGAACCAUCCUACUCAGUCUUUUCUAAUUAUGGUUACCUGCCAUUAAACCAUUAUAGUCACCACUAUUACUAGAUUUCUGCUGAUUUAAAUGACACCAUCUCUACUUACAUUUAGGCCUACGGGAAUCAAACUAUAUGGUACACCAUCUCAACAAUAAUUUUCAGACUACGAGGCCUACAUGACAAUCAAUUGCAAAGAUCGCACUCAUCGCCAGGAUUACUAUCAUUAUGACAUCCAUGAGCUGAAAUACACAUUAAAUUAUUUAACAUGUUUAAUGUUGUUUUGUUGAGUGUUAUGUUGUACAGCAAAGAAAUAAAUCUAUAUAAUAAU
Molecule: messenger RNA, 768 nt
Organism: Procambarus clarkii (red swamp crayfish)
Lineage: Eukaryota; Metazoa; Arthropoda; Malacostraca; Decapoda; Cambaridae
Source: RefSeq, a predicted model, not a curated record